CUUCGCCCUCUUCACAGCCUCGACGCAAUCUCGGGCACGAUUUUGUCAUCCUCCUCACCAAGCUCGAGAUUGAGAAAUUCAAGCUUCUCUAAUGGGCUGAGCAAGUCAGGCUCCUCCAGCAUGACGACAACGAAUUCACCGAUAAAUGAUAGAACGACCCUGCCAUCCAAGCGCCGGUUUCCUAUAUUACUAUGGCCUGCAUCCGUUUGCUCUUGGGCAAUGCAGUUCAGCUGAAAAAAACGUCAUGGCCUAGGCGAUGCUUCCUCGGCAAGGACCCGGAGGACAUACAGAAUCUCAGGAAGUUGAAGAUGGUCCUUGAGGCAUCCGCGGGCCAUCGAGGGGACAUUACUGAAUCAACGCAGGAACUGAUCGAUCAUGGAUGCCAGGACCGCAUCCUUCGAACGCUCUGGUUUAAAAGGGAUAGGCGACCGGAGAGAGAGCAUCGCAGAUGCACACCAGAAAACCCUAACAAUGGGCCCUGGAGCCGCCGGAUGGGGAACAUCCGUGAGAUAACCUCUCCGACCGGCUUCGCGCUGGUUCUGGCGUCUACUGGGGUAUCGGGGAAGGCCGGCAGCGUGAAGUCAAAGUCAACGCUCAUGAAGCACGAGACCGAACGUGAUGCCUGGACUGAUGCUAAGGGAUGCUUCAUGCACAGCACAGUUUUCGAAUUCCUGAGCGUGGAAAGUCCCUACUGUAGCCUAGAAGCUUCGCGUACCUAGUUACCUACCUAACUACCUAUCUUAAGGUAGGUAGGUAGGUAGGUACCUAGGUAAGGUAAUUACGGUACAGGUACAGUACAGUACAGUCCCGUC
Phialemonium atrogriseum is the source of this 812-nucleotide messenger RNA. RefSeq lists its product as uncharacterized. The record is from RefSeq and is a predicted model, not a curated record. NCBI's taxonomy places the organism in Eukaryota, Fungi, Ascomycota, Sordariomycetes, Cephalothecales, Cephalothecaceae. The coding region runs from base 192 to 719 and encodes 175 amino acids. The transcript has a single exon.